Oryctolagus cuniculus (rabbit) is the source of this 2199-nucleotide messenger RNA. Its product is annotated as olfactory receptor 1S1-like. Gene Ontology annotation, molecular function: olfactory receptor activity; G protein-coupled receptor activity. Gene Ontology annotation, cellular component: membrane. NCBI's taxonomy places the organism in Eukaryota, Metazoa, Chordata, Mammalia, Lagomorpha, Leporidae. Gene Ontology annotation, biological process: G protein-coupled receptor signaling pathway. The record is from RefSeq and is a predicted model, not a curated record.
GCUAAAGUGGUACCAUAUUGGAUUUUCUUUGGAUAGUAUGAGGAUACUGUAUUCGUUUCUUCAGAUCAGCAGAAAUAUGCAUCAGAGAAACCAAACCACCAUCUCUGAGUUCAUCCUCCUGGGUCUCUCCAGCCAGACUGAGCAGCAGAAACUUCUCUUUGCGUUUUUCCUGAGUAUGUACCUAGUCACCGUGGUUGGGAAUGGACUCAUCAUUCUGGCCAUCAGCUUGGAUUCUAACCUUCAUACUCCCAUGUAUCUCUUCCUUGCCAACCUAUCCUUUGCUGAUAUGUUCUCCAUUUCUACCUCAGUCCCCAAAAUGCUGUUGAAUAUCCAAACCAAGAGUCAGUCCAUCUCCUACAAGAACUGCAUCACACAGAUGUACUUCUCUAUUGUGUUUGUUGUCAUUGACAAUUUCCUCUUGGGGGUCAUGGCCUAUGAUCGCUUUGUGGCGAUCUGCCACCCUCUGAACUAUACAUCCAUCAUGCAUCCUAAGCUCUGCAUUUUACUCACAGUCAUUCCAUGGGUCCUCAGUAAUAUUGUUGCCCUGACACACACCCUUCUGCUCACUCUGCUGCUCUUCUGUGACAACAACAUUCUCCCACACUUCUUCUGUGACUUGGCUGCUCUGCUAAGACUGUCCUGCUCAGAUACAAUGAUCAAUGAGCUUGUGAUGUUUGUUGUGGGCUUAUCAGUUAUCACCUUCCCCUUUGCCCUCAUCCUCUUCUCCUAUAUCUGCAUCAUCAGAGAUGUCCUGAGAAUCUCAUCCACCGAGGGAAAGUGGAAAGCCUUCUCCACCUGCAGCUCUCACCUGACAGUUGUAUUACUCUUCUACGGGACCAUUGUGGGAGUGUACUUCUUCCCCUCAUCAGCUCACCCUGAAGACACAGAAAAGAUUGGUGCAGUGCUUUUCACGGUAGUGACACCUAUGAUGAACCCCUUCAUCUAUAGCCUGAGGAACAAAGAUAUGAAAGGUGCUCUGAGAAAGCUCCGCGAUAGGAAAAUAUUUCUUCGGUUGAUGCCCCCGGGCAUCUGAGCUCCUUUCAUCCUCUUAAUGAAAUGAGUGACUUCAUACAGACUUUGUGGCAUAGUCCUGAUUGCUCAGCCUGCUUUUGAUGAACUGUUGGAUAUCUACCUUCUAUUUCAACCUCUGAGAGACUGGCGAUUUUCCACAUGGGUCUAGUCUUGGAAACAAGACCUCUAACUCCCAUGGUAAGCCACAGCAGUAACACACAUCUUAAUUACAACCUAUAUUGCUGUAAAUGUUGAUGAUAAAUAUUUAUAACUUAGACAAUAACAGGUGCAUGUAAUACCUACAGCCUAGCUUUUAUGGCUCUGAAUACAAUUGCCAUUUCUUUAUUCAAUCUCUAUUUUCUAGGUCGGAUUUUCUCAGUUUGUUUGGUGAAGAUAUUAUUUUGGUGCAGUAUUUAAUAGUAGCAAACGUGAAAGUACCCACGUUCAAAUAAUUUAAAGCAACUCUCAGUUAAAUGAAGAAAAUAUAUUAACCAGACAACUUCUCAGAAUUUUAGUGUAGUGUAAAUCUCCCACAGGGUAAUACAGUAUGCAGAAUUUCUCAAAAUUGAACUAUUCAGUCAUACAGAAACUCAUUGAUCACCUAGUAGUUCAUGGGACUGGCAUUGUAUGAAAUACAUUUUGGGAAACAUGACUCCAGGUGACUUCAAUUAUUUCAAUGUAAAGCCACAAAACCUGUGUAAUGGAAGAUACCAGUUAUAGUCCUCACUCUGUCCCCAGGUAGCUAUGAAGACUUUAAGUAGGUCAGCUCACUUUCCUGGGCCUAUUUUCUCACCUAUAGAAUAAGACCAUGGUUCUCAUUUUUGACAAUUUGUUUCCAAUUAGUGUGUAUAACAGAAUCCACUGGGAGAACUUUGUCAAAAUUCACAUCCACAGACCACGUAAUGCCUUCUUUGUUUGACCAGUUUUAAUUGUCAAAAAUUCAGAUUAGCAAUCAAUUUCAUUAAAUGCAUCCAGAAUGAAUUUUACUGAGGUUUAAGAAAAGAUACAGAAAGCCACAACACAUGCCACAGCAAUAAUACAGUGGCUGUCUGGUGACUCUCAGGUGUGCCUUUUAAACAUUCCAGUCAUUCUACACUUGAGAUGUGCAAGGUCAAGAGAGAGUGCUGCGAGGAUACAGACCACUUCAGUUCAGGGAAACUACAGCUCUGGGGUUCCUUAGGCAUUGUG